UUGAAAGUCCUAAAUCCAUCGUCACAACCACAGCUCCAGCCUUGUUUUGGGUUCUUUGGGGUAAAAGUAGGAGGAGCGUUGAAAAGUGGAGGUGGUUCCUAUUGUCAGAAGUAGAAAACUUGCCAGGAAAGUGGGAGGUUUUCUGAGUGAGGCUUGCUGCAUGCAUGGCGCUUGGACACGCAGUUAUGGAGGAGCUGAAGAACAAGUCGAGGCGCACUGUACUGUUGUUGAUAUGCGUUUGGUGCCUUCAACUGCGGGGAUCUUUCGCUGGAGACUGUCCAGCAGAUGGAAGGAUGUGGGUGCCUUUUGAAGACAGAUGCUACCAUUUUGUACACGGAGAAGAGGAUGCUGUUAAAAGUUAUACACUGGAAAGAGCAAAGACUUUGUGCCAGGGAUUUGAACUUUUGACGAUCCAGAGCGCCGAAGAGAACGAGUUUGUCAUGAAGUACAGUCCAGAGGUGUGGAAAGGCAACGUCAAUGUGUGGCUGGCCAUGUAUUAUGACACAAACAGUGAAGACAUGAGGUGGCUGGGGACUGAGCCUGUGGAGUACACGAACUGGGAGUACAGCUCGUCCCCUUCAGACCUGGUGCCUGUGGACACGUGCGUGGCUCUGCACACUGUGUCCGGGAGGUGGGAGAACGUCAGCUGUCAGGACGACCUGGAGAACGGAGUAGUGUGUGAGACAGCGCAAAAAACCGUAAACUCCACACGCAGACCGAACGCCGUGUUGUCCGCCCUGGUGAUUCUCAGCGUGGUGGCCAUCGUGGGAAUCUCGGCCGUAAUCUGGUUCCUGCAACAGAAGCACAACCUGGGCUCCGGUUUUCUCUCCGCGUUCGAGUACCACCCGCCCUUCCGAGUCCUGGACAAUGACCAGUCCUGCCUGGUGGAGACCGAGGAGACCGACAGCGCGCCAUAGGUUUAUUAGAACAAACCAGUUUCAAUUAAGUCGGUGAUUAAUUAGUACGUUUUAAUAAUUAAGAUUUUCUAUGUCUGAUUCUGGGCAGCGGUUGAAGCAGGUUUGAGUGAAAGGGAUAGUUCAGUAUUUGAUCUGAUCGAUGCAUGUUAAAGGUUCUGUACCCGAUUUAUUUAUUUUUUGUUUCCUCAUGCAUCGAAUUACAAAGCGCUUUAGUGUCCGAUAAUCACGAGGUGCACGUUGGCAUGCUAGUUGUUGUCUCUGCAAAGCACUGGUCUCUAAAUGUCGUGAAAAGCGCUUAUAAACUCGUUGCGGUGAUUAAUUUGGACGCUCAGAUCGCACUGAUAUGUGAGGAUAACUUCGGAUCACUACAAACCGUGUAAAAUGCUUAGUUUUUCACGUUUUUAAAAGUAAAAAUCAGGUACAGCGCUUUUAAUAGUGGCCAGUGUUUAAGUUGUAAAACUAAAACCAAACAGAACGAUGCAAUGAUAUUAUUUAGUCGGGAGUUGAUGUCUGAAUGCCCGCUUUGUUACAGCACAGCCAACACUUUUGGUUUGAUGGAUAUUUUUAUGUAUCCCAAAGGAAAUUCGAGACAGAUUUGCUGACCGUCUCCUCUCAUUGUUUUCUCCUCCCAUCUUUUUUCUCACUUUGAUGAUGGCAGACACAAGCCGACCAUCCUGUCUAAACCUUUCAGCAUUUUUGAAAGAAAUUUUUUAAAGGCUUUGGUUCAAUAUUUAACUUUUUGUUCGGGGGUCCAUCACCUGUUUGUUUCAAUAGAAAUGUCAUUGCUCUGCCUGAAAUGUUCCACAGUAUGACAUUAAACAGCUCUACCUUAUAUUUACUCAAUUACAGGUGGGUUUAUAGCUCAAAAAUACCUUAAAAAAACAGCUAUUCUGACUGUGAGCGGGGUCGCCUCUCCACAGAUCCGACCUGUAACUUGGUCUGGUCUCCAUGAAGAUCUCCACAGUGAAAAGCAUGUGACAGACCCUCUACCAGAAAAGCUACACAAUACACCUUUAACUUAUUUUAAAGCACAACUAAAGGCAGGUUUUCAUGUUUUUACAGCUAUUAUCUAAUCUAAUAAAAAUAAAGGUGCGGUUACAUGUGUUUGUCUAACCAAACCUAUUUGGUAUUAGAACUUUGACCCGUGUCUAAAGUAUGUUUGCUAAUUUGAUAACAGUUGCAGAAUUACUUCCCUGCCACAAUGCCACAAUCUGGUGCCCAGUCAGGAAGUAAAAUUAUAAACACAGGAAUUGGCAAAGUAGGAAAAACAAGGUACGAUUUUUUUCAUAUGCACAUAAAGCAAAGAAAAAAGUGUUUUGAUUAUAAACUUGAAAAUGGAAAAUAAAUGGAAAUGGAAGUACGAAAGUUGACCAAACUCAAAUCCAAAUACUGCAUCAUCCCUCAAAGAUGUGUACGAGACCGCUCAUGUGAUCCAGAGGACUUAGUGUUGAUACUAACUACGGCACAUUUCACCACUUUUAAAAAUCAAAUGUUUUAUUGCUAUGAACUUGAAUGUAGAAUAUGCAUUUUUGGGAGACUAAAGAAGGUCCAGUAGAGUGUAGAUUGUCACUUUAGAAUAGUUAGUUUUAGCUGUGAUUUUGAAAAGAGUUGCACUGGGCAGGGAAAAGGGCUGCUGUAAUGGAGUCACAGAACAAACGAAGCUUUCUCUGAUGUUUUUAAAGCACUAAAUGAACAUAUGCUCAUUACGUUUUAACUUUAUUUCAAUUUCAAACUACCCAUGAAUGAACUAUGAAUGUCCUCUGAAAUUCCACUUAACUAUUUUUUAUAAUUGUUAGUGUUAAGACAAUCAAUAUUUUGCUAUUAACGUGAUUUCAGAAUGUCGCAGGUUGCCUUUUCAUGUUUUGUAAGAUGUUGUUUUACGUGAUGGCCUUAAAGCAGCAGCAUGAUUGCUUCUGUACACAAGGAGUGAACAAGUUUGGCGGUUUCUGAGCCCUAGUGUGUUUUGCAAAAUAAAGCUUGUUUAAAAUGUU
Boleophthalmus pectinirostris (great blue-spotted mudskipper) is the source of this 2908-nucleotide messenger RNA. RefSeq names its product CD302 molecule (gene cd302). The record is from RefSeq and is a predicted model, not a curated record. NCBI's taxonomy places the organism in Eukaryota, Metazoa, Chordata, Actinopteri, Gobiiformes, Gobiidae. The transcript has 6 exons. Gene Ontology annotation, molecular function: signaling receptor activity. Bases 165 to 917 code for a protein of 250 amino acids.